This is a messenger RNA of Parnassius mnemosyne (clouded apollo), 276 nucleotides long. NCBI's taxonomy places the organism in Eukaryota, Metazoa, Arthropoda, Insecta, Lepidoptera, Papilionidae. The record is from the annotation of a GenBank genome assembly.
AUGUAUUUAAUAAAUACAUUGUGGUUAAAAGUUUCUUACUAUUUUCUAGCCUUAUCUUCAGAACAGAUACAGUCGGCUUUAGAGUUCGGAGAUGAUGACUCAAUCAUCGAAGGCAUUUCCGACGACGAGGACUUGAUCUCUCUUACUGCUCACGCAGAAACCCUUCAAGAAGGUGAAGAAAGCUCUACAGCUGCAGGAUGGUUGUUGUACCGGAAAGAAGCCCAAAUGUUGGAGACUCCUAAAAACCACACUGGGUUAUUUGGAGUUCAAAGCUGA